This is a messenger RNA of Brassica napus (rape), 1409 nucleotides long. Its product is annotated as probable sugar phosphate/phosphate translocator At5g25400. Bases 148 to 1188 code for a protein of 346 amino acids. Lineage: Eukaryota; Viridiplantae; Streptophyta; Magnoliopsida; Brassicales; Brassicaceae. Gene Ontology annotation, cellular component: endosome; Golgi apparatus; trans-Golgi network. Gene Ontology annotation, molecular function: antiporter activity. The transcript has a single exon. The record is from RefSeq and is a predicted model, not a curated record.
AUAAAAGAAAUAUAUAAAUUGGUAAACACUUCCGUUACAUAGUGGAAACGUUAUUUCAGGAUCUCACCAAACAAACUCGCUGUUCCACCAGAACCGCUGUCUCAGUCGCAAUAACCACUGUCCGGAGAAACAAUCAUCUUCAAGAAAAUGGGUAAAGGCGGAUCACUAAGCGAAGGCGUGAUCAAGAACAUCGUCCUCUCCUACACAUACGUAGCGAUAUGGAUCUUCCUCAGCUUCACCGUCAUCGUCUACAACAAAUACAUCCUCGACAAGAAAAUGUACGACUGGCCUUUCCCUAUCUCCCUCACCAUGAUCCACAUGUCCUUUUGCUCAACCCUAGCUUUCCUCCUCAUCAAGGUCUUCAACUUCGUCGAGCCUGUCUCCAUGUCACGUGACACUUACCUUAGAUCCGUUGUUCCCAUCGGCGCGUUGUACUCACUCUCCCUCUGGCUCUCAAACUCCGCUUACAUUUACCUUUCCGUCUCCUUCAUCCAAAUGCUCAAAGCCCUCAUGCCCGUCGCGGUUUACUCCAUCGGUGUCUUGUUCAAGAAGGAAGGUUUUAAGUCGGAGACUAUGGUUAACAUGUUAUCCAUCUCCUUUGGUGUCGCAAUCGCUGCUUACGGUGAAGCUAGGAUUGAUGUGUGGGGUGUGGUUCUUCAGCUAGGUGCGGUUGCGUUCGAGGCGACAAGAUUGGUUUUGAUUCAGAUCUUGCUUACCUCUAAAGGAAUCACGUUGAAUCCUAUCACUUCUCUUUACUACGUUGCACCAUGCUGCUUAGGGUUCUUGUUUAUCCCUUGGAUUGUUGUGGAGUUUCCUGUUCUUAGAGAGACCUCUAGCUUCCAUUUUGAUUACGUUAUUUUCGGGACGAAUUCGUUCUGUGCGUUUGCUUUAAAUCUUGCUGUGUUCCUUUUGGUGGGGAAGACGUCUGCUUUGACCAUGAAUGUUGCUGGUGUGGUUAAGGACUGGUUAUUGAUCGCAUUCUCAUGGUCGGUUAUUAAGGACACUGUGACUCCUAUUAAUCUUUUUGGUUAUGGGAUUGCCUUCUUGGGCGUUGCGUACUACAAUCACGCUAAGUUACAAGCGUUGAAAGCUAAAGAGGCUCAGAAGAGUGCUCAGCAGAUCGAUGAGGAGAGUGGUCGGCUUUUGGAAGAGAAGGAAGGUGGGAGGAAGAUUGAGCCAGAGGACUGAUUUUGUUUGGUGAAGUUUAUGAUUUUAUUUUAUUUGCUUUAACUUACAUUUUGUUUGAAUAAGAGCUUGAAGGGUUUAUAAGUAGAUGGAAGACAAGUUUUGGUUUAUGAUAAUGAGACCUAAGUAUUGCAAGUUGUCUUACAAUUUGCCUUGGUAGUGAAUCUGAGUUUAGGUUUGGUUGUUUAUGGUUAUGUUUUGUGUUAUUUAUCAACAUUUGUCAA